AUAGAUAGUUCUUAAUUAUGAUUGACGUCCUCGUGGAUGCAGGGUGAACGUAUAAGCAUGAAUAUGCAAUUACAAAAUCACCACAAAACAGUACAGAAUUUGAUUGGCAUGUUAGGAAAUGAUUCAGCUCUAAGAAACUUGAACAAGUGCCUAUAUUCGGUUGGAAUGGGCAACAAUGACUACCUCAACAACUAUUUCUUGCCCCAGUACUUCCCAACAAGCCAUGAGUAUACCUUGGAGAAGUACACCCAACUUCUUAUUGAGCAAUACUCGCAGCAACUAAGGUCUUUGUACGAGUUAGGAGCAAGGAAACUAGUGGUAUUCGGACUAGGGAAAAUAGGCUGUGUCCCAGGUGCAAUUGACACAUAUGGCACCAACGGAUCUGCUUGUGUAGAGCUUUUGAACAAUGCUUCCCAGCUUUUCAACAGCAAGCUCUUACCAGUCAUUGAUGAACUCAAUGAUGACUUGCCGGAUGCAAAAAUUAUAUAUAUAAACAACUAUAAGAUCGGCGAGGAUGCUACAGUUCUUGAUUUCAAGGUCAAUAAUACAGCGUGCUGUCCAUCGUCUGCCAUUGGUCAAUGCAUUCCGGACCAAGUUCCAUGCCAGAAUAGGACCCAAUACAUGUUCUGGGACUCAUUCCAUCCAACUGAGAUCUUUAAUAUUUUCUAUGCAGAGAGAUCUUACAGUGCUUUAGACCCUUCCUAUACUUAUCCAUAUGAUAUUCGCCACUUAAUUUCGCUUGAUCAAGGAGUUGCUGAGGCAAAGUGAUCGAGGAAAUUAUCAAGAAUAAGCAGGCUUCUAUUUAUUUGCUACUACUGUCGUGGUCUAUUUACUUUAUAUUAUGAUUUUAUUCCUUCGUGAUGUAUGCUUUUGUUGUGAUGACUAAACAAGGGUACUAUAAUGUUAUAUA
This is a messenger RNA of Populus euphratica (Euphrates poplar), 910 nucleotides long. Its product is annotated as GDSL esterase/lipase At1g29670-like. Gene Ontology annotation, molecular function: hydrolase activity, acting on ester bonds. The transcript is spliced from 3 exons. The record is from RefSeq and is a predicted model, not a curated record. Bases 37 to 768 code for a protein of 243 amino acids. Lineage: Eukaryota; Viridiplantae; Streptophyta; Magnoliopsida; Malpighiales; Salicaceae.